Molecule: messenger RNA, 582 nt
Organism: Pteropus alecto (black flying fox)
Lineage: Eukaryota; Metazoa; Chordata; Mammalia; Chiroptera; Pteropodidae
Gene: LCNL1
Product: lipocalin like 1
Exons: 6
Coding region: 1-582 (193 amino acids)
Molecular function (GO): small molecule binding
Source: RefSeq, a predicted model, not a curated record
AUGAUGCUGCAGACACUGCUGGUCAGCUGCACCCUCGCCCUGCUCCGGGUGUCCCCAGGCCAGGCCCAGGUCCCCAUCCAGGCCAACUUCGAUGCCAGCCAGUUCCAGGGCACCUGGUACGUGGUCGCGGCGGCGUCGGAUGACCCGGGCUUCCUGGACGCCAAGGACAGCAUGAAGAUGCCCGUGGUCUGGGUGUCCCCUGUGGCCAAUGGCGACCUGGCCCUCAAGUUUGGGUACUCCAUGCCCGAUGGCGGAUGUCAGAAGAUGGACACCACCUUCAGCAGGGGUGCUGUGGACGGACAGUUCAGCAAUGCGGCCAUGGCCCAGACCGACAUCCGGGUGGUGUCCACUGAUUACGCGCACUUCGCCGUGCUGUACCUGGAGACGCAGAAGGCGGGCGUUAGGAACGUCUGGCUGCAGCUCUUCGCCCGUACCCCAGAGAUGUUUCCUGAAGGAGCCGAGAAGAUGAGGCAGCUGGCACCCCAAGUGGGCCUGAACCCCAGCGAGGGCACCCUGCUGGCCAAGUCGGGCCCCACCUACCUCGCGCUGGGAGAAGCCCGCACCCAGGCCCACAUCAGAUAA